AUGAUUAUCACUAAGCAGUACCGAUGCAUACAUUCAGCUAGCUGUCAAUGCUCUAAAGGUCAUUUAAGUGAAGAUGCGAUUUUCUUAGUGUUUCAUAAUUUAAAAUGGAAUCCAAAGCUGAUUGCUACUCUGUCAUGUGUGUGCAAAUGGUUUGAUGAUCUUGCCAAGCGAGUUCUAUGGAAAGAGUUUUGUGGAACAAGAGCUCCAAAGAUGUUGUGUGAUCUGCAAUCUACCGGGAGCCAUGUUGUUGAUGGGAACUGGAGGGCUUUAGGGAAGCUUCUUACAUACUGCUCGGGAUGCACAAAAGGUGGCUUGUUUAAAACCAUUCAGAACCAGAUCCCUGGCCACUUUGUAUAUCAGACUCGGUUUUCUAGAACAUCGGGGAAGAGCUUUCUUUUGCCACAUUGCAGAACUGAUGUUUUAUACGUGUCUGAUCCUUGUGAGCAUCUUGAUCAAGGUGAAGAAGAAGAUUUAGGAUUCUUCCGCGGAGUUUUUAAGUCGUUCGCAACGUCAAAGGUCCGAAAGAUGCUUAUUAGUAAAGGUGUUAAGCUCCAUCAAACAGAAGUUUGCCCUUAUUGUAAGGCGAAGCUUUGGAGCAUGCAGCAAGCGAAAAUGAUUCCUCAAAGUGCUAGUUGCAGGCUUGGUUCUUAUGAAGAUGGUAUUGAAUAUUAUGUGUGUCUCAAUGGUCACAUGAUUGGGAUAUGUACCCUAUUACCAUUGUCUGAUUCAGAAGAGGCACCUGAAUUGGAUGGAGUAACAGUUCAAUGA
This is a messenger RNA of Lathyrus sativus (Indian pea), 768 nucleotides long. The record is from the annotation of a GenBank genome assembly. NCBI's taxonomy places the organism in Eukaryota, Viridiplantae, Streptophyta, Magnoliopsida, Fabales, Fabaceae.